UGGGCAUAUGUGGGCAGCACUGCUGGGCACUGGUGGGUAGCACUGCUGGGCACUGAUGGGUGGCACUGCUGGGCACUGAUCCAGGGGCGGACUGACAACUCAUGGGGCCCCCGGCAAUAGGGGAUCGUGGGGCCCUAUGUCCUUGCCCACACUCAAAAAAGCCUAUAAAAAAGGUACCAGGGGCAUUUCAUGGGGCCCCCUACUGACCCGGGCCCUUGGGCGGUGCCCGAGUGCUCGAAUUGUCAGUCCGCAACUG
Molecule: messenger RNA, 256 nt
Organism: Staurois parvus
Lineage: Eukaryota; Metazoa; Chordata; Amphibia; Anura; Ranidae
Source: the annotation of a GenBank genome assembly